Molecule: messenger RNA, 801 nt
Organism: Perca flavescens (yellow perch)
Lineage: Eukaryota; Metazoa; Chordata; Actinopteri; Perciformes; Percidae
Product: histidine triad nucleotide-binding protein 3
Exons: 4
Coding region: 166-465 (99 amino acids)
Molecular function (GO): catalytic activity
Source: RefSeq, a predicted model, not a curated record
UGUAAGUAGUUUGACGUAAGAAUUUACGCGGUUCCCGUGAACGCAGCAGUGGACCGACUCGAUCAGCUAGUUGUCCUGGCUCCUGAUCGCAGACACGCACACACUUUAUUGGUAUUCUGACUCAACCAGUGAUGAGCUCACUAACGAGACUUCUCACCUACACAAAUGGGGAGUCAGGGCGCUUCUGGGAGCGAAGACUGUCCUUUCUGCCAAAUAGCGAACAACCAGACUGACGCAGAAAUCCUGCUAAGUGACCAUGAGCUUCUUUGUUUUCGUGACAUAAAACCUAGCGCCACACAUCAUUACCUUGUUGUUCCCAGGACGCAUAUCAACAACUGCAAAACUCUCCAGGGGGACGACAUACCUCUAGGGGAGCGGAUGGAAAAAAUGGGAAGGAGUAUACUAGAGAAGAAUAAAGUCAGCAACCUGAAUGACGUCAGGUCGACAACGUUCUUUCUCAGUUGAAGACUCGCGGCGAAGUCAAAUGAAGAGAUACAAGAGUCUGAAGGUGCAACGGUCUUCUUUUAUGUUGACAGGUUAUUUAUUUUCAUCCCGCUUCACUGAGUGCAAUUUUAAAUCAGUUCUCUAUCGGACUUGACAUUUUUUUGUGACAAUGAGUUAUGAUGUAUUAUUCCUCCAUGCUGUUCGGUGGUUCAGCUGUGGAGAAAAGUGGAAUAAAAUGGCUCUUUUUCUUUUAAGGUGGAAGCUGUAAAAGUUCAACCUUUCCACAAAUAUAUGUUUUUAAUAAUUCAUCCUAGUCCUAUCAAAUGUCAUGUUGUGCAAUGAGGAGAGAAUUACUGC